AUUCGUUUGGGGUUUUUUUUUGCCAUUGCUGAGGUAAAAUGGCAAGCGUGCUUAACUGCUCUAGUGCUGUGUAUCUUUCCCAAAAAAGCUUAUUGAGGACAGUUUUCUUUAGAUGCCCUGAAAUCAGCCUCAAAAUGAUGGCACUCAAUUAACCUUUUAUUAUGUGGUCAACAUUCUGCACAGAGUGGGGGAAAUGGUUGUGGGCUAAAUAGGGCUUAAGUGGAGUCUUCUGCUAGCUUGCUGACUUUAACCCCGAGAAAGCAUUCAUUCUCUUUAGUUGCAGAUAAGUUAUCUUAAAGAUUCUGUGGUUAAAUCCCUUUAACUAAAAUAAUUCAAUGCAUUGGUUGAAAGGCAGAGCUGUCAAAGGCUUUCCUCUCCAUUCUAGUCUGCCUCUAGAUAUUCAUUAUGCUUGAGUUGUACCUGACCAGAAUAAAUAAUCACUAUACACACAGCUGCCUAAAAGAGGAACCUAGAAACUUCCAGGCUAAUUCUGAUGAGGAAAGUUAAUUGUUUCUGAAGCACGUGGCAUUUUAACUUAUGAUGUGAUGCAGUUUUAAUGCUGCUAUCGAGUAUUUCUAAUGUGCUCCUCACUUUAAUAUUAUCUUUACCUAAGCAGAUUUCUGUAUGUCUAGUGACCUUCAAAUACUACACAAAAUCAAUGUAGCUUAUUGGAUGCCCUUUAUUUAAUUUGACACAUGGGCUUGUCUGAGCUAAUUGCUUUCAUACAUUAUUUACCCUGGUGUUACAUAGCAGUGCUGUGAUCAAGUGAAGCCUUUUACCAUGGUACAGACAGGAAUAUAUAAUCUAUUUCUUUCCCUUUAUGAUCACCCAAAAGGGUAGCUUUUGCUUGAUUUAUCAAUUCCCAGGGUUUGGAAGGUUGCAGUUGACUGGCAUCGGCUACAUAAUGGAAAUUUGAAAAAGAAAAUCUUUUACGUCGGUGAGCAUGUACUAUCUUCUUCUUCCUUUUUAAAAUGUUAGUGCUGCUUCACACCUACUUUGGAGACAGGAGGAUCUCCUUUCCAUUGUUUGCUGUGCAGUUUAGGUAGCCAGCUGUCCUUGAUGCUCACUGUUACCACAAGUCUGAGUGCUGCUCUUCUCCAGUGUUGUUAAUGGAGAAUUGAUCAGAAACCCUCCCUGCUCUUUCUCCCUGUUGUAAUGUGUGUGUUGCACUUUGUGCUCAGGUUGAAGGUUCUUAAAAGCAAAUAAAAGCUGUGAAGACUUGUUUUCUGGACCACUAAUUCCUUUACUGUUGAUAAAAUGAAUUCUAGUAUAUGGCAGUCAAGCUGGUGUUCCAAGGUUGUUCCCACCUUUUAGGUCAGCAUUUGUUUGCUACUACACUACCCUGAGGUGCUCUCCACCUGCACUUUGUAAAUAUGGGACUCUGAUGUGAUUAAUCAUAUUUAACUGGGUUGCUUUUCAUAAUGUGCAAAAGGUGCCUGUGGCAGUGCUAGUACCUUGUCAGCCACUUAGGUCGGGGGGGCAGGAGGUAGCAGUCUCUCUACGCCCAAGUCAGUGUUCUAAACCCUUCUGUAGUUUGCACAGGGUGGCCCAAAGGCCUGAGUCCAUCUACUUCCCCUUGCCGAUCAGGGUAGGGCAGCCUAGCAGCCAGAGUCCAUACAAUGCAUUCCUAGGGUAGUGCAGUCCAAUGGCCAGAGUCAACCUAAUUCCUCUUCCCUAGUGGAGUAGUGCAGCCUAGUGGCCAGACUCCAUAUUAUUCACUGUAUGGGGCCAGCUCCUCUCAAAGGAGGGUAGCCCAGGAAGGGGGACCUGGGCCCACCCAUUCCACUGGGUCCCAACCCAGGGCCCUGCAAGUGGUGAGUUCUCCUCACCAGUGGUCCGGUGGGGAUCCUCCCAAAACACGCCGGCCUGAACAGUCUCAGCACCGUUCCCCUUUAAGAACUCCCUGGGUCACUUCCUACAUAUUCUCAGAUUCUGGGCGUGUCUGGGCUCUGCGUCUCAGGGUGCAAGCCUCUCUUCUGCUGCAGAGAGCAACAAGCCUCCUUCCCCUCUGAAGAUCCACCCUGACUGAGCAGCUCUGCAGGCUUUUAUACCUGACUUCCAGGUGGAGCAUGUCUGGGCAUGGCUUCCUCUGCUAGGAGGGAAGGAUUAACCCCCGCUGUACCAGUGUGGGGCUAAUCUGCCCCGUCACAGUGCCGAGUUGGACACUGAAGCGCUUUCAUUCUGAGAUGCAGUGUGUGCUGUGGCUAUAUCACAGUUCUCCAAGUGCCUGGCUGACCUUUUGAGAGAGAGCCGUUGUACUCUGCUACUGAGCCUUUUUUGAGCAGAAAGCAUUGAACUAUUCCACAUUCUACAGAAGUGGGUGAUGUGGACCCCCUGUUUGCUAGGGAGUAAAGAGAAGAGCAGAUUUUUGGGGGGUCUGAGUUUGAAGAGGUACAGAAGAAUGAAGGGUUUUGUCUCAGCCAGAGCUUUGUGAUUUCAUUUGCUGGGUGAUCGUCGAUUGGAGUGCAGUAAGGAGACUGAAUACUGCAACAGUAAAACAUGUCUGUAUGUGUUUUUAAAAAGCUCUCAUAGGAUUAUUUUUGUACCAAACUGCUUAUAGAUUAUAGAUUUAUUUAUUUAUUUAUUUUUUAAGACCAGAAGGGAUCUCAUGCAAAUUCCAGGCACUAGGCUUUCACCCAUCAUUCCUGGAGUGGAGGCAGUCAUUUCCCUGGCUGUGCGAGUGAACUCUGUUGAGGAUAUCUCUUAGAAAGGGGGAAAUAGGAGGUGAAUUGUGUGUCCUCCUAGCAGCCUUCAAUUAAACUCAGACUGCCAUAGAUCAAACAACAGAACAGAUGGAUAAUGGAGACUGGGGAUAUAUGAUGACUGAUCCAGUCACAAUAAAUGUGGGUGGACACUUAUAUACAACAUCCCUCACCACUCUAACGAGAUAUCCUGAUUCAAUGCUUGGGGCCAUGUUCGGGGGAGACUUCCCCACUGCCAGGGACUCUCAGGGCAAUUACUUCAUUGACCGAGAUGGACCACUUUUCCGGUAUGUUCUUAACUUUUUAAGGACUUCAGAGUUGACUUUGCCACUGGACUUCAAGGAAUUUGACUUGCUUCGAAAAGAAGCAGAUUUUUAUCAAAUUGAACCCCUAAUCCAGUGUCUUAAUGACCCUAAGCCUUUGUAUCCUGUGGAUACCUUUGAGGAAGUAGUGGAGCUGUCCAGCACACGGAAACUUUCCAAAUAUUCCAAUCCAGUGGCAGUAAUCAUAACACAGUUAACCAUCACAACUAAGGUCCAUUCAUUACUGGAAGGCAUUUCAAACCACUUUACCAAGUGGAAUAAGCACAUGAUGGACACAAGAGACUGCCAAGUUUCCUUUACUUUUGGGCCAUGUGAUUACCACCAGGAAGUUUCCCUCAGAGUCCAUCUGAUGGAGUACAUUACAAAACAAGGUUUCUCUAUCAGAAAUACAAGAGUUCACCAUAUGAGCGAGCGGGCCAAUGAAAAUACAGUGGAGCACAACUGGACUUUCUGUAGACUGGCUCGGAAAACGGAUGACUGAUGUAUGACUCCACAGAUGUCAUUUCAGUGGUUACACACAACUUCCUGGAACAGCAUACCUGAGAGAAUCUGGUUUUGACUAAAGCAACAGCAUGGGCUUUUUUAUGAGUCUAUUUAUUUAUAACCAUUAAGGAUUGGAGAAGUUACAUGCUCUAGCAAAUCUGUUUUUUGUCUUGUCCAGAAAAAGAUAUGCAUGUGCCUGUUCACACUGUUAAGACACUUUUUUUUUUUUUAAAGAGGGGGGUCUUAAAUAUCAGUAUGGUAGGACAUUUUAUGUCAGCUCUUUCGACCUAAAGUGCUAAAUUCACCUGUUUAAAUGGUCUCUAAUCCAUUUAAUGCUAAAACACUCAGAGUAAAGAACAAACAGGAUUUAAGAUGCAGAUGCGGGAAAUGCUAGCAUCAUGUAAACUAACCUAGUUUCUAAAUCAAUAAACAGUAUUGUAAUAUUUUAUGAAAACAAAUCCUACCCUUUUAAAGUACUUGUUAAGUAUGGCUUUUUACAGUUAUGACAACUGUUUUUCUAUGCAUAUAAAUCAAGCAACCAAAUAUCUGUAGCCAUGAAAAUGUGAUUAGAAAUAUUUAUACUGGAUUCUGAAUGCAAAAUAUCCCUGUGGUAGAAUUCAUACUUUUAAUGCCUGGUGCAAUAUUAUUCCCAAGUGUAAUGCCUGCCAGCAAGAAGCUAAUAAAAAUGUCAAAUAUGGAAAUAA
Dermochelys coriacea (leatherback sea turtle) is the source of this 4212-nucleotide messenger RNA. RefSeq names its product potassium channel tetramerization domain containing 6 (gene KCTD6). The coding region runs from base 2793 to 3506 and encodes 237 amino acids. Gene Ontology annotation, biological process: protein homooligomerization. The record is from RefSeq and is a predicted model, not a curated record. Lineage: Eukaryota; Metazoa; Chordata; Testudines; Dermochelyidae. Gene Ontology annotation, molecular function: protein binding. The transcript has 3 exons.